CGGUAUACGGAAAAGAAAAGACGAGUGUGUUUCCACCCGGACUAACUUUGCUGCAGAACGCCGGUAAAUCUGAAAACACCAGCCGUGCCUUGCUAGGCAGCUCUGGGACCUGCUGUGUUUUACCUGGAGAGACGUUUAGUGUAAGAUGUCCGGGGCAUCAGAAGGAGCGGAGGCUAACUGGAUCCUGCGGCAUCCCGCGCUCCAGCAGAUGAAAGAGCUGCAGGUGGGGGACAGUGAGCAGAUCCACGCAGCUUUUCUAGUCUACAUGGAUCUGACUGAGGUGCGACGGUGGAAGGAGGUCUCCUGUGUGAAAAUUCCCGACCUGCAGGCGGUUCUGCUGGAGGCCCAGGAGAAGGAUGGGGGUCCGGUCCACACCGUCCUGCCGCUGCCAGUUCACCAAUCUCUGAGCCACAGGAGCAUCUGCCAGGCGCUGGACCGGGGCUUCCCUCUGCUGCUGUGUGCCGUGGCGUCCGACUCCACCCUGGUCUACCAGAGGAUGACCGAUGGGUUGGUGACCCCUGACCCCCCUGUUGGGCCCUUUGAGGAUGUGGGGCGGCGGCAGCGCCGGAAGAGGCGGCAGCAGCAGCAGCAGCAUUGAUCCCGCUCUGUGGCAGUGUGCUUCUCCUCUCCUGCUUGUGCAGCUCUACAGUUUGAAACUUCAGAGCAGUGCGGUCCUCGCAUCGUCGCUAUGGAUACGAGGGAGCUGUGUGAAACGUUCAAUAGUCACUUUUCAUUUUGUGACAGAAGUAAUUAUCCCACAUUGUCGUCAGCUUCCUCUUCCUUGGAGGUUUCAACUCCUCAAACUUCCCUUCAUGUGUCCAGCGCCCCCACAAGGGCUCAGGACAGGUGGGGAAAUCCGUUUCAAGUUUUAUUUCAAAUAUUAGUUUUUGUACUGAAAUAUUGCAUAUUUCACUAAAGGUAGAAUAAAUAUAAAAAGAUGACUUCCUGAGGAAACAUA
Molecule: messenger RNA, 958 nt
Organism: Xiphophorus hellerii (green swordtail)
Lineage: Eukaryota; Metazoa; Chordata; Actinopteri; Cyprinodontiformes; Poeciliidae
Gene: tsen15
Product: TSEN15 tRNA splicing endonuclease subunit
Exons: 4
Coding region: 146-598 (150 amino acids)
Biological process (GO): tRNA splicing, via endonucleolytic cleavage and ligation
Molecular function (GO): nucleic acid binding
Source: RefSeq, a predicted model, not a curated record